CCGGUAGUCAGCUCAAGUACCGUCGUCCGUCGCACCACCAACCAGCCUGGCGACGUGCGUGAACCUCCUGUGCGCGGCUCUGUGGCGCUGCGUCAUGACCUCCGAUCACCCACCGCCCACGCGCAAGCGCAACCAGCCUUCGGACCUUCAGCAGCAGCUUGAGCGUGAUGAGAUCAUCCAGCAAAAUGCUGCGCCAGUGCUCGGCGUGGCUCCCGUCAAGCGACGACGCUCGUCGGCAUCCUCAGCUGAAGAACAUUCGUCGUCUACAGUUGAAGAGAAAGAACAGCAAUCGGCCUGUGGAGAGAAGGAGGUAAAUCUGGACGGAGCUCCUGAGGGCAAACUGUUCCUUGUGACAGUCAAGACACGGAAGGAGCUGUUAGAGAGCGAGGAGGUGGCCGCUGAAUCUUUGAAACUGGACCAGCUGCUGCAGCUCAAGCAGCAGAGCGCAAAUACCAAAAAUGCUGCUACUGAUGACGAUGUCGACGUGGCUUGGGGCCAGGAGUUCAAGGCGCUGGACUCGCUCCGCCGCUUCGCCAAGUAUCACCAGGACGAGGCUCGACGUCAAUUAGACAAUGAAGUGCUAAAGACGUUGGUACUGCCGGCGGCGUCGAGUCUGCGCUCAGCUAUGGCUCGUAACGCGCUGCUGUGCGUGCAGGAUCUGAUCCUCGAACUCAAGGCAGAGACAGCCAACCAUUUGGACAUUAUUGUGCCUGUGCUACUGAACCGUGCAUGCUCCGAGAAGCAGUUUCUAAGAGACUUGGCCCGGGAGGUGCUGGACACGACGCUGCUAGCGGGAGCCAAUGAGAAAUUCUUGCUGCCACUGCUGGCCACAAGCACAACCGAGAAGAGCGCACAGGUCGUCAGUGUGGCUGGAUUGUACGUGACCAAGUGCAUCAUCCGGAUGGACCGCCAACGUUUACGCAAAUUUCUGCUGGAGGCUCGCGGCUCGUUUUUUGACGAAAUGGCAGCUUUCCUCAACUGCAAAGUUGUCGAGUGCAAGGCAGCCACACGACGGACGUGCCAACAUUCGCGCCGAGUCAUUGGGAACGAGGAGUUUGUGGCCUUGGUCAAGGAGUCGCUGAGCGGCAGUGCGCAGUUAGAUGUCCUGAAGGCUUCGGAGAUCCGCCAGGCAGCAAAAUCUGGUCACGCCAAGUCGAGCAUUCGCGAGCUUAUGAUGCAGAUGAAGAAGCAGCAGCAACAACAACAGAAAAAAGUGCAGAGCGGAGGGAAUGACAUUUCAGUUGUUGUGGUAGCUCCUCCAUCGUCUCGAUCGAAAGCGUCUUCGACCCAGGCACCUUUAUCGUUAUGA
This is a messenger RNA of Phytophthora infestans T30-4, 1309 nucleotides long. RefSeq lists its product as uncharacterized. The transcript has 4 exons. Bases 95 to 1309 code for a protein of 404 amino acids. Lineage: Eukaryota; Oomycota; Peronosporomycetes; Peronosporales; Peronosporaceae. The record is from RefSeq and is a predicted model, not a curated record.